Molecule: messenger RNA, 2635 nt
Organism: Xenopus tropicalis (tropical clawed frog)
Lineage: Eukaryota; Metazoa; Chordata; Amphibia; Anura; Pipidae
Product: cadherin-related family member 5
Exons: 16
Coding region: 46-2280 (744 amino acids)
Biological process (GO): homophilic cell-cell adhesion; cell-cell adhesion
Cellular component (GO): membrane
Molecular function (GO): calcium ion binding
Source: RefSeq, a predicted model, not a curated record
UACAUUUUGUUCAUUUGUUGCACUGGGCAUCAGGGCACCAUUGCCAUGCCUCCUCCUUUGGAGAUCUUGCUGCUAGUGCUCAGUUUGUAUGUCCAGAUGACCUCAGGUGAUCAGUGCUCAAGUGGUAGCAACUUCUUCACAGAGAUCCCAGAGAACAGCCCAAGUGGAACAUUUGUGGCCAACCUCAGCAUGUUUGGAGACCCUGUGACUAGCACAGUGAGGCUCUGUUUGAGUGGUACAGAUGCUGACUGGUUCUAUUUGGACGGAAAAAAUAUUUGGCUCAAUGUUUCCUCUGGAAAAACACUGGACAGGGAGGCAUUGAAUUCCUCUGUCCUCUUGGUAACUUUGACCUGUAAGGAAGAAGGAUUUCCAGCGGUUCAAUAUAGAAUUUUUGUCCAAAUUCUUAACCAGAAUGACAAUAUGCCAACUUUCUUGGAGGAGUCAGUAGCUGCUCAGAACAUCAGUGAACUAACUGAGGUUGACUCGGUUGUAUUCACAGCUCAGGCCAUGGACUUAGAUGGUGAUAUCAUCAUGUAUGUAAUAGACCAGACCACAGGUGACUUCAAAUAUUUCCAUAUGGAUCUGCCAAGCAAUGGGAAGGUACUUCUAUCUCAGCCUCUAGACUAUGAAAGUAAACAGGAGCUGGAGGUUGUUAUCCAUGCCGUGGAAAUAACUACCCGAGAGCGCCACAGUACCUCUGCAAGGAUACGAAUAACUGUGCUGGAUGGAGAUGACCAAUACCCAUACUUCCUGCCAUGCAUCUAUAUGCCACAUGAUGGUCUCAGUGUCUGUGUAAGCCCAAUUUACCGGGCAAAUAUUACAGUGGGGCAGGAGCAGACAGGGACAAUCGUGUUUUCCCCUGGUCCCAUCAUAGCAGAGGAUGGUGACAAAGGAAUAUUGGCACCAAUAUCCUACUCCUUUCUGUCAGGCUCUGACAAUGAAAUGUUCCAAAUAGACAAUGUUACAGGCUCCAUCUCCCUAACUCACGCUGUGGAGAUCAGCAGUAGUUCAUCUAUCCUUCUUCUGAAAGUGAUGGCCUGUCAAGUUGGCGAUCCCAGGAAAUAUGCUAUAGCUGAGGUGGAGAUAAGGGUUUUGACAACCAACCAUCAUGCACCACUCUUUGGCUCUACUGAGUAUCAGGCCUUUGUGCAGGAGGAUUCUAGUCCGGCAGCCCUUGUGAGAACAUACAAUGGCAAAUUGCUCUCACUCAUGCCUUCUGAUGGAGACUUUUAUAAUGGCACCAACCCCCACAUUCGACUUAGUCUGAGCUCCCUGUCUAACCACAGCCAGCUUUUCCAGAUCACACAGAGUGGCCUAUUGAUUGCUAGAACAAAUCAACUACAGGCAACAAAGAGCUAUUUCCUGCAGGUUAUUGCAAGAGAUGAAGAAUCAGGAGAAGCUGCAAAUUGUUCAGUGGUUGUAAAUGUCUUGGCUUAUGGUGAACCAGCUCCUUUGGAUCCAUCAGAACCACGAUUUAUGUUCACUGUGCCAGACCUCCCCAUUAUUGCAGGUGGACUGGGUGCUCUUGUGAUUUUAUUUGCAGUCCUGCUGUUUUUUUUGAUUUGGGCUCUGAGGGGUCACCAGCAGCAACAACAACAGAGGAGCCGUACCUCAUUAGUGACUGAGAAGCACCCAAGUGUGAGCUUGCAGUGGUACCACACGGCAGAAGAACAAGGAUACCAAAAUGCAGCAUACACUGAGAGUCUAGGAGAGGAGAAUAGCCAAGAGAGAGGCCAUGUACAUCCACCUAGUGGACAAACCACUAACAAGGAGUCAAGCACAGCAGAUGGUCACCAGGGGAAGCAGCAGCAGAAGAAGGCACCAGCAGUGGCUGUGAUUUCCCCUGGAAAUCAGUGUGUAGGAAGAUCCCCAUUCAAAAAUGGCAAGGAAAAGGAAGAUGAUUCUUUGAAUGCCAUUCCACAUACACACCUUGCUGCAGAAAAAGAUCUACAUUCAGCAAAAGUGAGGAUUACUCAAGCGCUUGUUACCAAUGAACAGGAGGACAACCAACCACUUAAGUCAGUGCCAGCAGAAAGUUAUGUUUUCCACCCUCCAUGUGCGCAGCCCUCUGAUGCCAAUAAGCAACCUGCAGAAAAACAAGAUGGCACAGUGCUAUGGCCUGAUCCCCCAGUUCUAUCCAGGUUGCCUGUAGUUGUGGAAGUGAAUGAAGAGGUAGUGGAGCCUGAGGGAGAUCAGACAGAAUACAACCCUCAAAUGGGAAGUGAGAUCAUUACACCAGAUUCACUUAUGCAGCUACUAGAGGACUCAAUUGAAUGUUAAUUCCUUCAUGCCAAGGUGCACUCUGCAAGACAGUUAAAAUAUCUUCCACUAAAUUAAAAAUUGUAAUCUUGGCUUGAAAAUAUUAUAAUUGGACUAAAUUCCAAUGAAAUACUUAUUAACUGACCAUUCAAGUCUAACACGUGAACAUUUCAAAUAAAGCUCAUACAGGAAAUGGACAAUGGACUCAAGUAGUGAGCAAAAUAUUCCAAAAUCACUCCAAAAAUGAUAAUCUGUAAAUUCUUGUAAAUUCAUUAGGAUAAGGUAGAGGGACUGAGUUGCCACUACAUGAUAUUAUACACGAUGUCUGUUUCCAUUUGAUUGUUAAUAAAAAGGUUCUUGAUGACAGUUUCUAUGA